UCAGCCAGCCCUUAUUUCUUCCCUGGGCCAUGCGAAUCUGAGGAUUGGGGUCUGACUCCCAGAGAGGUCCAGGAAGCUUCAGUUGAAUUGCCCUCGUCGCCGCCCCUUGGCAUCACCCCACACCCUUUGGGAUCACCUAUGUAGGGGAUGACAACAGUGACCUAGACCCCGCUUACUCUGGGCUCAUCAGAUGAGGAAGGCAGCCAACCAAAUGUGUGGAUUUGCUGGAGAAACGGGUCCAAGAUGUAUAAUUCCUAGUGUGAUAAAAAGAGCUGGGCUGCCUAAGCCUGUCAGAGUUGUUCAAUAUAAUAUCAAUACAGAAGAAUUGUAUUCCUACCUAAAGGAAUUCAUCCACAUACUAUAUUUCAGGCAUCUACUGGUGAAUCCCAGAGACCGCCGAGUUGUGAUUAUCGAGUCGGUAUUAUGUCCUUCUCACUUCAGAGAGACACUCACUCGUGUUCUUUUCAAAUAUUUUGAGGUUCCAUCUGUAUUGCUUGCUCCAAGUCAUCUAAUGGCUCUUCUGACGCUUGGAAUUAAUUCUGCCAUGGUCCUAGAUUGUGGAUAUAGGGAAAGCCUGGUGUUACCCAUAUAUGAAGGAAUCCCAGUUCUAAAUUGUUGGGGAGCACUACCCCUAGGAGGAAAAGCUCUUCACAAAGAGUUGGAAACUCAACUGUUAGAACAAUGUACUGUUGACACAAGUGCUGCUAAAGAACAGAGCCUUCCCUCAGUGAUGGGUUCAGUUCCAGAAGGUAUCUUAGAGGACAUUAAAGUGCGUACUUGCUUUGUAAGUGAUCUGAAGCGAGGACUAAAAAUCCAAGCAGCUAAAUUUAAUAUUGAUGGGAAUAAUGAGCGUCCCUCACCACCCCCAAAUAUUGACUAUCCAUUAGAUGGAGAGAAGAUUUUACAUGUCCUUGGAUCAAUCAGAGAUUCGGUUGUGGAAAUUCUUUUUGAACAAGAUAAUGAAGAGAAAUCAGUUGCCACUUUAAUAUUGGAUUCCCUUAUACAGUGUCCGAUAGACACCAGGAAGCAACUAGCAGAGAAUUUGGUAGUCAUAGGUGGCACUUCUAUGUUGCCAGGAUUUCUCCACAGAUUGCUUGCAGAAAUACGGUAUUUGGUAGAAAAACCAAAAUAUAAAAAAGUACUUGGCACUAAGACAUUUCGAAUUCAUACUCCACCUGCAAAAGCUAACUGUGUGGCCUGGUUGGGAGGGGCUAUUUUUGGAGCAUUACAAGAUAUACUUGGGAGCCGUUCUGUUUCAAAGGAAUAUUAUAAUCAGACGGGCCGUAUACCUGAUUGGUGUUCUCUCAAUAACCCACCUUUGGAAAUGAUGUUUGAUGUCGGGAAAACUCAACCACCUCUGAUGAAGAGAGCGUUUUCCACUGAGAAAUAGAAGUUUGAUUAAAAAUCAACCUUGCUUUAUUUCAAAUGCUUAAUCAAUUAUAAGCAAAUUGUACAAAGUAUGUAGGAUGUUUUGUUAUAGAGGACUAUAGUGGAAGUGAAAGCAUUGCUGUGUUUACUGUUUGCAUUAGUAUUUAAUUCUUUUGACUUUGUUUCCUUGUGUAGUGGUAAAAUGGUAGCUGGUGCUUAUUGAGAUUUGUUGUAUUUAUAUCAAUAAAGUACAGUAAAGCAGAUUUUG
This is a messenger RNA of Sapajus apella (tufted capuchin), 1636 nucleotides long. RefSeq names its product actin related protein 10 (gene ACTR10). Gene Ontology annotation, biological process: retrograde axonal transport of mitochondrion. The record is from RefSeq and is a predicted model, not a curated record. The coding region runs from base 191 to 1390 and encodes 399 amino acids. Lineage: Eukaryota; Metazoa; Chordata; Mammalia; Primates; Cebidae. The transcript has 13 exons.